This is a messenger RNA of Diutina rugosa, 9399 nucleotides long. RefSeq lists its product as uncharacterized. Bases 1 to 9399 code for a protein of 3132 amino acids. Lineage: Eukaryota; Fungi; Ascomycota; Pichiomycetes; Serinales; Debaryomycetaceae. Gene Ontology annotation, cellular component: cell cortex; mitochondrion. The record is from RefSeq and is a predicted model, not a curated record. The transcript has a single exon. Gene Ontology annotation, molecular function: tubulin binding; phospholipid binding. Gene Ontology annotation, biological process: maintenance of protein location in cell cortex; microtubule cytoskeleton organization; dynein-driven meiotic oscillatory nuclear movement.
AUGACAAAUCCCGACCUUCGGGGCCAGCUCCGGGAAUUAUCGGGGAAGAUGCUCCGUAGGGAUAACCAGGCUAAUGGUUCUGAUGCUAAGGACACUCAAGAUACCCCUCCACGCUUGUCUGGAACAAGUGAGCUAAGGUCACCUCCAAUGCCUUUGCUUCCACCACAAAUCACUCGGCCGCAAGGAUUUGCUAAUGAGAGCAAGGAAAAUGACAUCAAGUUUGCCGUCGAUUUGCUGGAUACCUUGCUCAAACAGUGCCGUCAACUCAGGGAGGAAAAUUCGAGGCUCAAGAAGGAUCUCAAACGGAAAGUUGAGCAUGAUCGUUUGGUCACUAAAGAGCUCGAAAAACUUAAGCUGGACAGUCAGUUUAAGUCGGAACAGGAACAACGUUUGCAAGAUCGUGCGUGGGAAUUAGAGCUGAAACUUAACUUUUUGCAAGAGCAGAUGCAAAGUCAGGAACAACUGGCUCGCGAGUCAUCCCAAAGUCAUGCUGAGGAACUAGCAAUUCUGGAUAAGUUUCAACGUGAAAACGAUGAAUUGCGCAAGAAGCUGUCUCAAUUGGAACAGAGUCUUGCAGUUUUAAAGCAACAGCUGCAAAUUCAAAUUACCCAGUUGACUGCGAAAAUUAACGAUCUCAAUGACGAAUGUGAUCAGUUGAAAUUAUACUCAUCACAAGCAACCCUUACAACCCCGUCUUCGCCUCCGCGUGUACCUUCUAACAUUGGAGAACCUGACGAACUUGAGGAUUUUGAUCUAGUUCUCGACACGGCUAGUGAAGUACCAGUACCUCGCCCGGAUCCAUCGAACAUCAAAAUGGAGGCAGAGACUUUACGUGCUAACUUGUUGAAUGCUAACAGAACCAUUGUACGUUUACGUCAAGCCGCGCUCAAGCAGCGUCAACAUUUACAACUGGCACCACUGGGACCCUUGGAACAGCUGUCUCCGCGUAAAGCUCGUGCGCGCAAACUGGGGCUGUUCCCGCUGUUUGUCCCGCCCCAACCCAAAAGAGGAUUAUCACCACUGAAACGUAACCUGACAAUUACUACUUUUGAGGAUCAUGAGAAUCUGGGUGAAUGGGAGAAUUUCAUCGAGGACUUAGCUCCACAUACCGUACACCAUGAGCUGGAUGACGAUCUGAUUGGCCUGGCUCGACUGUUUAAUUAUGCUACUGUCACUAGCGAUGCUCUGAUUGCCUAUGCUCACACUCUGUCACUGGAAGAUGACUUGGCUGAAGAUUCCCGACUUAAGCAGGAGCGUUCACUUGCUCGGAAGGCUCUGCAACAGCGUAUCGAUACUUAUGUUGAAGAGAAUAAUCGGAUCCUUGUUUCAUAUGAUGAUUACAUGUCCUUGAAGGAGCGUGCUGAGGUUGAUGUCGUUGAGGCGACUCGAGCCGAGGGUUUCCGUGUUCUUACUGAGGAAGAUUACGAGAAAUUACAAGACGAAGAAGAAAUGCGCAAUCGUUUAAUGGCUAAAGGCUUGGUGACAAUUCCACAAACCGAGCUCGAUAGGUUGAAGGCGCCUAAGUCUUUCAAUGACUUGAAACGGCUCGCCGAGCCCUUGGGGUUCCAUAUUGUAUCUUCACCUGAGCUCGAGUCCUUGAAGAAUCCUCUGUACGACAAUUUGGUUAAUUACGCAAAUCUGAAGGGAUACCAUUUGAUAACGACAUCUCGGUUCGAAGAGUUGCAGUCUCCUUCUAAAGAACAAUUAGUUGAACUUGCAAGGGGUCUUGAUCAAGUUUUACUUUCUGAGGAAGAAUACUCAGAUUUGGCAACUCCCUCCAAAUCAAAACUUGAGAAGUACGCUCGCCAAAUUGAUCAUGUGCUCGUUCCCAAACUCACACUUAGCUCGCUUGAAUCCCCACUGCUUGACGUGCUUGCCGACCAUGCAUCCUCUCUUGAUCACACCUUGUUGGCGAAUGACCAUUACAGACGUCUUAUGAAUCCCACUCGUGAUGACGUUGUACUCCAGGCAGAAACUUUCCAUCUGGAGGUGGUUGCAUCUCUGGAGCUUGAAUCAUUGCGUCAACGUGCUGAGCAUCCUAGCGAAGAGGCGGUGAAAAAACAUGCUGAUGCAUAUGGGCUUAUCACUAUGUCGAAGAGUGCCUACACUGACAUGUACUCGAAAGCAAACGAACCUGAUGUUGAGCAUUUAAGGAGUGUGGCGACUAAACAGGGCAAGGUGUUGGUGGUUGAGAAGGAUUUCGAUGAGAUGAGAAGAGAUCAAGCAGAAUUGAAAGCGAAACUUAAGUCUACAACAACCGAGCUUGAGCAAAGCAAUGUGGAUCUAGAACUGGCCAAUAAGCAGUAUGCCGAUUUGUCAGCAUCUUUGAGACAGCAAACUGAGGAGGUUGAUCGACUCACUAUGGAGUUACACCAGAUUAAUGCUGAAUACGCCUCCAUUAAAACUACUCAUAUGCGAGAACUUGAACUGCUUAAAACUUCGCAUUCCAAUGCAUUGAACACUGCCAAGAAGGAGCUUAUAGAUUCACACAAAAAGGAACUUGCAACUGCUAUUGAGAGGUCUGCUGCAGAAUCUGAAGCAAAAGCGACUGCUAGAGCUGAUAGUAAGCAUACGGAGGCUCUCGAACUGACGAAAUCCCAGCAUGCUAAAAUACUCGAACAGCUUAAAAAUGAUCAUUCGAGUGAGAUGGAGAAGUCAGAGAGCGAAAAUACGCGCCUCAAAGCUUUGUUGCAGCAAGAAGGUGAGAGUCAUGAACAAUCACGCAAGGCCCUUGAUCUGAUCAAGUCAAGUCACAAUAAGGUCUUAGUUGACUUUGCUGCCCUCAAGAGUGCCCACUCUGAAGUUCUUGAAAGUCGAAAGAAUUUAGCAGCUAACCUUGCCACGAGAUCGUCAGAGUUUGAAUCCAGAUCUAAUCAAUUAGCUGAAAUCUCCACUAAGCUUCAAACUGUGUCAUCUGACAAGGAGGCGUUGGAAAAGCGCUUGACAAUUGCCACUGCUGAGUCCACCAAAGUUAAAGAGGAGCUCAGCGAUGCAAUGAGUCGCAUUUCGGAUUUAGAGAAACGACAUGAUGUUGCUACUCAGGAUAAGGCGGUUCUCGAAAGGGAAUUACAAGACCUGGCGGAUCAACGAGUGGUGUUGCAACGGCAGCUCAACAAUCAUUUGAAAGAACGUGAUGACUUAAUCGGAAAGCUUGCUUCUAUGGAUGCCGAGAAAGAAGAGUUAAGCGGGAAGUUGAAUUUGAAAGUUUCGGAAAAUCUUGCUGAUAAGGAAAGGCUAGCAUUACUUGAGUCGCAAUGUGCAACUAUAACCGAGAAGCUCGAACGCGUCACGAAGGAGCGCGAUCUACUCGACAACAACCUCAAGUCAAUUCAACAUGAUCGUGAUCUUAUUGCUUCAAAGCUUUCACUGGUUGAGGAGUUGCAUGAAAAGGUAUCAUCUGCUUACGAUGAAGCAAAGUUAACUCACGCCCAUGAGUUGGCUAAGGCUAAUGCUCCGAAACCAUUAGAUGUAAUGACUAAGGAUCUUGAAUCUAGAGGUAUGGUUGUCUUGCUGGCUGAUAAACACAGAGAGCUUACUCAGCCUCCGCUGGAUGAGAUAAUGCUGUCUACAGCAAAAUCGCGCGACUUGGUUAUUGUGCUGAAUAAUGAGUGGAAGCUGCAGCAAGAUGAAAUCCAACAAUUAAAGCAAAAGGUUUCCCAGCUUCUUAACCCUAGUGUGGACGAGAUUGAAAGGUAUGCUAAUGAAAAUGGUCGUGUUGUGCUUACUUCUGAGGCUCUUGAACGCUUCAAAAAUCCUCUGGAGGAACUGCUUGCAUCAAUUAGUGAGGCUCGUGGGUUGGUUGUUAUUGCCAAAAAGAAAUACUCCAUUUUAGAGUCACUUGCCCAAAAUCCCUCUUUACUGGUUGUACAAAAGCAUGCCAGUCGUUUAGGUCAACUGUUGCUACCCAAUGAAGAGGUUGAGAGCUUACGUUCACCUCUGGCAGAUCAAGUGGCGCGUCGUGCUCGUGAGGUAGGAAUGAUUGCUCUUCCAGAGAAAGAGGUUACAUCUUUACGUGUUCCUCUGAAGGCGACAUUAGCGGAAAGGGCUCGUGAUUUGGGCCUCGUUUGCAUCGAGUCGGAUGUGUUCCAGAAAUUGAAACAACAAGCUGAUGCUCCUCUGCGUGAAGACAUUGAAAUGAAAGCUGAGGCAAUGGGUUUGGUGACGGUUCCAGCUCAUAAGUAUGAUCAAUUGAAGACGCGCGCCGAGCAGCCGACUUUUGACCAGCUUGAGGUACACGCACGUAAGUUGCAUUCGUCCGUAUUAUUACCUCAAGAUGAGUACAAUCGUCUUCAGGAAUCCCCUAAUGCCGAGCAAUUAUCGGCUUAUGCCGCUGAUCUCAAUGCUGUUGUUGUGCCCAAGGAAAAAUGGCAUUUUGUUCAGCUGGAUGCUUAUGUGACUCUGAAAGCUGCCGAGAAUGGUAAUGUCGUAUUGUCCAAACUGGAGUUUGAGAACUUCACUAGACCGCGCUCUGCUGAUGACAUUGAAAAGGACGCUUUGCAAUUGGGUAAAAUAUUAAUAUCUCCUGAUGAGAUCAGCAAAAUGAAAGAAGCUAUGGAGCUGCCGUCCCUUGAUUAUCUCAGGGAAAAGUUAAACGCCAUGCGGUAUGAGAUGGUCUCAAAUGAAGAUUAUGCUAAACUAAUUUCGCCGGCUCUGAUAGAGGAGCGAGGUUUAUUGUUGGUUCCCCAAGCUGAGUAUGAUGACUACAAACAAAGAGCUAAUUCUCCCACGAUUGAGCAGUUGGUGACUUUAUCGAGUGGGUUAGGGUUGAAGGCCAUUCCCCAAGCAGAAUUCGAAAAUCUCAUUCAAAUUACCACAAAGCCUACGCAGGAACAAGUCACUAAGUUGGCGCAAUAUUUGAACCUCGAGCUUGUCGCCCCUGAACAAAUCUCACAAUGGAAACAAGCUGCCGAACUGCCAUCAUGGGAGAGAAUUGAAGCAAUCGCUUUGAGUCGAGAUAUGGUAAUCGUGCCAAAAGAUGAAUUCAACAUUCCACUGGUCGAUCGUCUCAAGCUGGCUGCGCUGGCACGUGGUAUGGCUGUGGUAAAUUCCGCUGACUACGCUGCUACUUUAAGACGUGCCCACACCCCAGAUCUAGAGUAUUUGUCGGCAAAGGCUGCUGCACAGGGUAUGGCGGUUGUAUCUCAAGAAGUAUACGACCUGUUGGUUGAUCCCCCGAUCGAAGACCUAGCCAAGUUGGCUGAAAAGCACCACAUGACUUUGGUGUCACAAUCUGAGUUUGCCCAGAGUAAAGUCCAACUUGAGAAACCGUCUUUGGAAUUUUUGGAAGGCAAGGCUCGCGAACGUGGGCAAGUCCUCAUCACGAAGGAGGACCAUCAGCAAUUAGUUAGCUCAAGACUCCCUACUUAUCUUGAACUGGAAGCAAAGCAAAAGGGAAUGACUUUGGUUAAAAUUGGAACUAUUGAUGUACUAGAGGAGCGGGAAAAAGAUUUGCGUGAAGAAUUGGACGAGUUGAAACUGACUUUUGAAACUCUGAAGUUGGACCUGCAACGUAAGUUGGAAGCAUUGUCGCAACGGUUGGCAAAUGAGGAGGCUGCUAAACAAGAACUUGUUUUGAAACUUGAAGAAAAUCAGGAUAAGGCUCGCGACGCUGCGACUUUGAAGGCCAAAUUGGACUCGAUUGAAAUUGAAUUAGCCGCUAAGGAAAAGGAAGUUGUUCAAAAAGAUACGUAUAUCAAAAAGGUAACAAAGACCUUAGAGGAAGUCCAGUUCCAAUUGCAGUCCAAUGAAGGAAUGCUAGAGGUCAGGAAUAAAGAGAUACAAACCCACAAGGAUACCCUGCUUGAACAUCAGUCGGUUAUACGUGAUCAAAAGAAUCAGCUCGAGACUCUUGCAUCUGAAAAACUGGCACUCGAAAGCAAGAUUGCUGAAUUUGAACUUUCGAAGGCCACUUUGGAGGACAACUUACGACAAAUGGAGUCUGUUUCGAAAUCUGUAAAAGACAAUGAGCUUACAAUUACAGAUCUUACGCUGGAAAAAAGGCGCCUUGAAAAUGAAGCUGUUAAAUUGAAUGAGCAAGUAAGAACUCUUGAAAAGCUGGAACAAUUGCUUAAUGAAAAGCUUAGGGGUCUUGAUGAGAAAAAGUUGAAUUUUACGCAGGAGAAGUCGGAAUGGGAGAAACUCAAAAAUGAGCUUCAGGAAAAGGUGAGCGAACUUGAAGAAAGACUAGCCACUGUGCAACUAGAAAAGGAGUCUCAGUGUGUAUCCUUAGUUGCAGCGCAGAAUGAGCUUCAACAGAUUAAAUCUAACCGUGACGCUAAAUUCGAUGAACUCGUUGCUUCUCAUGAUUCAAAGGUGAAGGAGGUUUCCGAUGAGCAUGAAUCAAAGAUCAGAGAACUCAAAAACUCUCACGACGCACAAAUCAGUUCACUUUCAUCAAGUCACAAUCAUCUGUUGAGUGAGUUGGAGAGGAAAUACCAAGAUCAGCUUGAGAGCAGCAGUCAAGAGAUAGAGACACUUAAGGCUCAACUUGCAGCAAUAACAGACAAGCUCUCAGCAUCAAAAUCGCAACUGGAAUCUGGUGCUGCUGAAAUCGUCAAAUUGAGGGCAGAGCUUGAGGAACGAGAUCAUGUCAUAGAUGAACUUCGUCAGCAGGUGUCAAAGCUGGACGCUGUUGCUCACGAGCAGGAAAGAGCAAUCAAAGAGACCGAAGCGUUAUUUAAGGAUGCUAAGGCGGAACUCGAACUGAGGAAGUCAGAAAGUAUCGAGUUGCAAGAACGCUAUGAAGCUCAAGUUGCUGAACUCUCCUACCUUAAAGAUCCAAAAAAUCUUGCCGAAAUCUGUCAACUGCAGGGGUUUAUUGCUGUCUCUAAACUCGAUCAUGAACAUUUGCAAGAGCUUGCACAUACACCGACUGUGGACCAUUUGAGUGAUAAAGCCAUAAUCCAUGACAUGACUGUUGUAUCCACGAGGGAACUUAAUGGGCUUCGACAACAAUCACAACAACUCAAGGAUAAUGUUCUUGUUGCCAAGGAUAAGUAUGAAUGCCUUACUCUGCCACUGGUGGCAACUCUUCGCGUUGAAGCUGACAAGCAUAAUAUGCGAUUAAUCGACACAACAGAAUUGGCUGCACUUAAGCAACUGGCCAAUGAACCUCUUGAAGAUCGAGCACGUGCUGUGGAGAAAAAAGUCAUUCCGAUGGCGGAUUAUGACUCGCUCGUGUUGAGAGCUACUCAACCACUGGUGCAAGAUGUGAAUGAAUAUGCUGCAAGAUAUGGAAUGACGGUUCUUGAUGUUGCUGACUACAAAACUCUCAAAGAAACAGUUGACAAGCCUAUCACUCAACGCGCGUCCGAAAUGGGCUAUGUUGCACUUUCUAAAGAUGAAUUUGAGCAGCUUUCGGCACGAUUUGAUCAUCCCCUGACUGAAUAUUUGCAAAAGAAGGCGAAAGAACGCAAAUUGGCCAUGGUUCCUGAAAGUGAAUAUCAACAUCUUAAGCUGGAGGCUGAGAGAGAUGUGAAGGCGAAGGCUGCUGAAAAGGGUAUGGUGGCGAUUCCUGCUGCUGAGUUAGAUGAAUUACAUCGUCAAGCCGCCAAAGAUGUCCAUGCAAGAGCAUCGGAGGAAAACAUGACUGUUAUCCCUCAACAUGAGCUUGAUAAGUUACGCCAAGAAGCUCAUAAAAAUGUUCAUCAACGCGCUCGCGAUCUGGGAUUAGUUGUCUUACUGGAGGCUGAAGCGAGCAAGUUACGUACUGAUGCAUCUAAAGAUAUUCACCAACGAGCUCGUGAGAGCCAAAUGACUAUUUUGGAUGACAGCGAGUUGGCGAAAUUGCGUGCUACUGCUGAUGAAGUUGCUAAGACACAAGAAGUCCUUAACAUGCUGGAGAAGCAAAGGGAUAAUCUUCAAAAACGCAUUGAUGAAUUCACCACGCAAAUGAAUGAAUACCAUGAAACUUUAGUUGCAAUCAAAGGGGAAGUGGAUCAAUAUCGCAACAUGGAUUUGGAAGCAUUAGCUAAAGAGCAUCACAUGGUUUUAGUUAGUGAGUUGGAGGCUGCUAAAAUCAAACGGGCGCUGAUGAUUCUGCUGAAGCUGAUUGACAACUUCAAGGAUGCUAACGACACAUUCGUGCUUCUGAAAGAUGAGCUUAAGACCCUGGCUGAACAACAAGGGUUUGUUUUGUUGACGCAAGAUGAAUUCGCAGCUUUCCAUAAAACUGAGGAUGCGGAGCAAGCGAAGAAAGUUGAUGAGCCUGCCAACCCUACUCUUGAACUGGUUGCAGCUUCAGCUAAGAAAUUGGGACUUGUCACUAUAUCAAAGCUGGAAUAUCAACGAAUCCUUCGUGUGGUUGACCAAUCACAUGACCGUGAAGCUGUGGUGCAGUCCGCGCGGAAGUUGGGAUUGUUGGCUGUACCUGAACUGGCAUUUGUUCCCACUACAGUUCAACGAGCCCCAGAUUUGAGCAAUGUCACGUUGAUACCAACGACUUAUUAUAACAAGUUGUCACGAAACGACGCGCUUUGCAUCGACAAAGUUACGGAUGACGUUUUUCGCAAGUAUGCCGAGAAACGUGGCUACACUAAGGUGUCCUCGACAGGUUCUGGGCCGCUGACUCCGAACGAUACAAAAGUGACGCCAAUCAUGGAACUGCUGCCUACGAUGCAAAGUCAAGCAGCUAAUUCGAAGUUCACCCCCCCUCAACCAUUGGCUAAAAGUACGCGACAAGUUAGCUCUCCUCUGAGCUACGGCUCGCUGAAAAUGGUUUGCGGGUUACUUCCGGCCCUGGAUCUGGUGCGACUGAAUUUGUCAUUAACUGCUGAUCUGGUCAGAACUACAGGUAUGCUCUCUAUGGCAACUACGGCCCUGUUCACUGAUAAGCUGAUGAUGCCUGCCAUCACUCAGGUAAUGAUGGGUGAGUACUUGCAGAAAUAUUACAGAUCGUGGCUGUCUCUGAAUCAACGCCAUGAGCGCUACUUUUGGGUUCAUCCGUAUUCGGUGACUUUGUAUUGGCUGAGAGAAAAUCCGAUUCUCAACAAUCCCAACGAAAUGAAAACAAAAGCAGUUGCUAUAAUGGAUGUUAAGCUGGUUGAUGAUAAUAAUCCAUACCCGACUGGAUUGUACCACAAACUGAUCAUCGUGUAUUCUACCAAUCGUCAGAUCAAAAUUACGUGUGCUCUGCGCCAGCGUCAUAAUAUCUGGUACAAUGCUUUGAGAUAUUUGAUUCACAGAAACCCAGCAGACUUGUCAUUCGAUCAGGACGAACAUGAUGAAUUUGCAAACCCUUUGGGGGAUGAGGCGAAUGAAACUAUCGAAUUACUAAGAAAGCGUCACGAGUUCUUGCUGGAUAUGGGUGAGCGCCAGGUGCAGCCGCGUCAAAAUCUGAUUCGUCUGCCUCGUCUGCCUCGUUUGAUCAGUAGAGGAAACUCAUAUAGAAGUUUAGCUUAA